Molecule: messenger RNA, 639 nt
Organism: Eruca vesicaria subsp. sativa (arugula)
Lineage: Eukaryota; Viridiplantae; Streptophyta; Magnoliopsida; Brassicales; Brassicaceae
Source: the annotation of a GenBank genome assembly
AUGGUUCGUUUAAACUCUGUUCAUACGGCAGAGAUCACCUCGCGUCCAACUCAUAGAAGGUCUAGGUAUGUCCCCUAUGAGAAGACAGGCCCAACGCAGAGGUGGAAGGCAAGGAGCAACUCUGAUGCUGGUCAUGAGUCUAAGUCACAGCACGAGUCUUCAGGUCAAGGUUUGAACUCUUGUUUCAAUGAUGGAUCUUCGGCUGCUCAGGAAGAAGGGGAUACGAGAGCAGAUAACCAAUGGAGUAGUGGGAAGAGACUAUUGAGUCAAAUUGUAAGUCCUGGUCAGAUGCUUCAUGAUGACCACGUAACUAAACGUAUCACUCCGUGGUUACUUACUUACUCUCCUACGGAGAAGUUGGUGCCGAUGGAUGCUCAGAUCAUAGGAGCUUUACAUGAUUCUGAGGCCAUGGAAACAGGCAAGGAAGGCGGAGAGAUGGCGGUUGAGAAAGAUGAGGGUGUUGAUUUGCUAGGUGAAGAACUAUUGGAAAUGGAGGCAAGCCAUAUACAGAGCACGGAGGAAGAUAGAGGACGGGUAGAUAUGGCAACACGCGAGAAGCCGAAACAAUCAUCAUCGCAUAGAGGAGGAGGAAGACCUCGGAUUCCCAUGGGGGUACAAAAGUUCAAACAGUUCUCGUAG